AAAAGAUUCUUCCGUAUAGAAAAAACAACGCGUGUUUGUGUGUGUGUAUAUGUAUAUGUAUGUAUACAUAUAAUUUAAAAUUAUCAAAAACAAAUUUGAAAUAUUAAGGAUGGAUGAUGAUGAUAAUAAUUGAUUGAGUGCGAUUUUAUUUCUUCUUCUUCUUUUUUUCUUCUUCUCUCUCUCUCUUUCACUCAUAUGUUUGUAUAGUUUUGUAUGACGCUUUCGAAAAUGUGUGUGCGUGUGUGUGUAUAAAACAAUAGAAUUUUGAAUACAAGCAAACGAACAACAAUAAUAAAGAAAAUUGACUAAAAUAAAUUUAAAUAUUUGCCUUAUUCUAUUUGUUUUUUUACUCACGUCAUGUUCUAUUAUUGAAGAUAUAUAUAUAUAUAUUUAUAUAGUGAUAAUGUUUUUAUUGAGUGUACUUCUCAGUUAUCUUUUUGGAUGUAUAUCAAUAAUUGCUUUGUUAGUAUAUUUAUAUGUAUAUUAUGGAUUGGAUUUACGAGAAAUAAUUGCUGAACGAGAACAAUAUCAAGAUUUUUAUCCAUUAUCUGAAAAUGAACAAUCGAAAAAUUCUACAAUUGAUACUGUAAAUUAUAUAAUGCAAUUUUUAUUUCAAGAAAUGAAAGAUACAUCAAGAAUAAGACGUUAUAUAACAAAUAAAUUAAAAAUUGAAUUUACUGAAUUAAAAAAUACUCGAAUAGGAAAAUUAUUUCUACAAGAUAUUAUCAUACAAAGUUUUUCUCUUGGAAAAGAAUGUCCAGUACUUAGUGAUAUUCAAUUUGAACAACAAGAACGAGAUGAACGUGGUUUAAUUAAAGAAUUCGUAACUAAACUUCAUAUUGAUUAUAAAGAUGGAUUUUCUGUUAUGCUUGAUAUUAAACUUGCAUUUAAUCAAACAUGUCAAUUAUCUAUAAAAAUCAAACGUAUUCAAGGACGUUUACGUUUAGAAUUUCGACGUGAACCAUUUUCACAUUGGUUACUUGUUUUUCAAGAUGAACCAUUAAUUGAUUUAGACAUUAAAUCUUAUUUAUCAUCUCGUGAAAGUUCUCAACUCGCACAUAUUAUUGAUCAACGAAUACGUCAUACUAUACGACGUAAACAAAUAUGGCCUAAUUAUAAAAUUCGUUAUCGACCAUUUUUUCCUACUUCACAACAACCUUUAUCAACCGAAGCUUCAUCAGUUAUUAAUAGUAAUCUUAUACUCGGUAAAUUUCAUAUUGAAAUACAACAUUGUGAUCGACUUUCAAUUCCAUAUGCAAUAUUUAAUAAAGAAAAUUCGUCAUCAUUAUUUAUUUUUUUAACAAUUGGUAUAAAUAAGCAAAUGUGUAAAGAUUAUUUACGUAUUAAUCGUGAUCAAUGGAUAAAACAAGAAAUUGAAUUUAUACCGAAUGUACAUAAAAUUCGUCUCAAAGAAGUUUUAUAUAUGGAUCAUAUUGAAAUUUUAAUUGAAGAACUUGAUGCAAUACCGAAUGAAAUCGAAGAUUUAAACGCAUUUAAACAAGCUUUACAAGAUAAAAAUAUUUUUUUACUUCAAAUUCAAAAUCAAGAAAUUAAACAAUUAGAACAAACAAAUCUUUUAUUAAAGCCGAAAUCAACUAAUAAAAAUGAACGAAAAAUAAAAAUUGUAGUUGGUAUACCUUUAUUACAUUAUGUUCAAGUACCAUAUGUAAAUGAAACAAUAAAAACGGUAGAGAAUGAAGAAUUAUUAACUACAGUACAACAACCAAUUCAAGACGUUGAUCCAUCAAUAGAACAUCAAAAGAAUUCUUCUGUAGAUAUGAUAAAUUUAAUAAUGAUGAAUGCUGACAUGCUACCAGAAUUUCAAGCUAAAGCAACUCUUACUCGAAAACCUGCAACGUAUGUUGAAUUUAAGGAUAAAUUCGAAUUUCCAGCAAAUGAAAAUGAUCAAUAUCUUAAUAUUUGUUUAUGGUGUAAACCAACACUCGAUUUUGAUAUGCCAAGUAUGAACAAAAAACUUAUACUACUCGGCUAUACUACAAUCUCUCUUUCUGAAGUUGUAUUGGAUGCGCAUAUGAGUUUCAAACGUGAAACUCAAAUGACACUUAAUUUUCAAUCUCCUAAUACAAAACAAUCUAAUUUAAAAGAUUAUAUUAAAGAUCCAAUUCGUAAAAAUCUGGUUGAAUUAAGUAAACAUAAGAACUAUGAUGAUAAUAUGGCUCAUGGUUUUGUUACUGUCAAUAUUAGACAUGAACCAAAAAUUGAGAAGAAAUUAAAUCAUGAAUCAGAAAAAGAAGAAAUAUCGAGUAUGGAAACAAUUAAAAUUCAAAAUGAACCAUUAACAACAAUUAAUGAAGAACAGAAGUUAUCUUCAUCAAAAUCUACAAAUCAUUUAUUUGAAGAUCAACAAUUUAGUGUAGGUACAUGUUAUUUUUGUAGUAAAACAAUUUGGAUGAAAUCUGCUCGACAAUGUCGGACUUGUUUAGUAACAGUACAUAAAAAAUGUGAAUAUAAAUAUAAUCGUGAAAGUAUUUGUACACAAGAAUCUAUUCGUUCAAAAUCUGCAAUUCUUGAAGAAAAUCAGUUAAUUGAGGAUAGUGAUUCAAUUUCAAAUAUAGAUCAAACAAGAGAAAAACGCUCGUUAACUAGUUCACUAAUAGAUACACAUUCUCCAGUUGAUACAUUAAUACGUCAUUCCGGACGUUUAUUUGGAAAUAAAUCUCCUAAUCGACCAUCAACUAUCCCAGGAUUAUUAAAACAUGAUGAAUUCGAUAAUUCUCAUACAGGAAAACGGUCCGUAUCAAAUCCGUCAUCUUCAAAAAUAGUUAAUGCUGCUUCAUCAGCUUAUAAUAAAUUACUUGAUUUUAAAACAAAACGAUCAACAUUAGAAUCAAAAAAACCACGAUCAUCAUCAGUAACUGAAAAUAUUUCCGAAGAUGAUUUACAAGAUAUUAUAAAAAAAUGUUUAAGCGAAGAAAAUGUUGAUAUGACAAGUCUUGAAAAUUUAUUUCGUGAAAAAGCUGUUGAUCGUACAGCACUUUAUGCAAAAGUAAAUAAAUUUGGAUCCGAAUUAUUUCUUGAUUUACCAUUAGAAGAACGAAAACAAAAACUUGAAAAUGAAAUUUCUCGUGUACAACAUGAAAUUGAAUUACAAAAUCGAAUUCGUGAUGAAUUAAUUCUUGAAUAUAAUGAUCAUUCAACAGAUGAAAAUAGAAAAAAGAAAAUUGUAGCAGCAAUUAUGAAAGUUGAUGAAAAAGUCCAAGCAUUUGGUGCAUUAACACUUCUUUAUUGUACAGGUUUUAAACAUUGUUGUUCUCCAAUUGAAAUAAAAGAUGAUCAUCCUAACAUCAAUAGUAAAUCAUCAUUCGAUGAUAAAUCGUGA
Messenger RNA from Adineta steineri, 3340 nucleotides. The record is from the annotation of a GenBank genome assembly. Lineage: Eukaryota; Metazoa; Rotifera; Eurotatoria; Adinetida; Adinetidae.